This is a messenger RNA of Meira miltonrushii, 1675 nucleotides long. Its product is annotated as FAD-binding domain-containing protein. The transcript has a single exon. Gene Ontology annotation, molecular function: FAD binding. Lineage: Eukaryota; Fungi; Basidiomycota; Exobasidiomycetes; Exobasidiales; Brachybasidiaceae. The coding region runs from base 97 to 1626 and encodes 509 amino acids. The record is from RefSeq and is a predicted model, not a curated record.
UGGCUUACGGUUCUAUGAGCAAGUUAGACAAAACACUUAAAAAGCUUUCUUCAAAUCAAGCAUGUCCUUCUUUCCCCCCAUCUCUUUCUUUUCGCAAUGAUUCGUACCAUCUUUUUAGCAUUAGGCGCAAUCCUAGCCGCUAUUUUCACCCUACUUCCCUCCUCACACGUCUUCGCUAGACCUUCAGAAUAUCAAUUGACCAAUGACGUAAAACAAUUGAACAAACGAUUCAUCAAUCAAACAAUUCUAGACGCAUGCAAAUCAUUACAACCUUCCAAAAAUGUUCAUUACAUUUUGAGUCCUCAAUAUUCUUCUACCCUUUUACGUUAUAUCGCUUCAACAACUCAAACACCAGUUUGUCUUUUUUUACCCGAUCAACCACAACAAAUCGCUGAUGCAAUCAAUGUUAUCGGAGCAAAACGCAUCCCUUUUGCCGUUUCAAGUGGUAGACAUGCGAGUAAUAAAGGUUUCAGUACCACUACCGGCAUUCAAAUUGAUAUGAAAGGUUUUCAAGGAAUUGUCCUUGAUUCAAGCAAGCAAUUCGUUGAUGUCGGUUCAGGUAAUAUUUGGGAUAAUGUUUAUCAAGUUUUAGAAGGUACAGGCGUGAACAUUGUUGGUGGAAGAGUGACGGGUGUUGGCGUUGGUGGAUUCAUCACAGGCGGAGGUGGUUAUAGUUGGAAGACUAACCAAUACGGUUUAACUGUUGAUACUUUGAUCAAAGCUGAUAUGGUAUUGCCAAAUGGUACUUUGGUCACUGCUAGUGCAAAUGAGAACCCAGACUUGUUUUGGGCAAUCAAAGGAGGAGGCAAUCAAUUCGGUAUCAUCUAUAACUUCCGUUUAAAAACUAAUCCACAAACAGCUCAAGUUUAUGGUGGUUUGCGUACUUACACCCAAGACCAAAUUCCUGCAAUCAUUCAAGCCGUUUCUGAAUUCUCUGAUAAAAACACAGACGCAAAAGCACAAACCAUUCCAACGUUUAACACACUCGCCGGUAUUCCUGGAAUUUCUUUACUGGGCUUUUACGAUGGUCCUGAUCCAGGUACAAGUUUGGAUUACUUUAAUGCUCCAGCAACAACUGCUAAAGCGUUCACCAAUGGAUGGAAAGCACAAAGUUUUAGUGAUCUUGUCCGUUCUGCUCCUGCAAAUGCAACAGCAUAUCAACGUGGACUGUUUCAUUCCGUUCAAUUGAAACACUACUCAUUGCCAAUGUUGCAACAAAUUGCCAAUCAAUCAGCCUUUUGGGGAAGCAGACCUUUCCGUUCUGGCACUUUUAUCUCUUAUGACGUUGAACCUUUCUUGGCCGAUUGGGCAAACGGUAUCAAUACAGAUGCAGCUUGGCCACAUGGAAACAGUCCGAUUCCAUUGAACAUCUAUUAUGCCUGGUCAAAUCCCUUAGAUGAUCAAUUUUAUCGUGAAGCAGCUUUGGAAUCUGCUCGUGUUUUGAACGAUUUAGCAAACUCAGAAGGUCAACAAGUCGAUCAAUUUGGAUUGUAUCCCAAUUAUGCAAUCGAUGGUUCUACGGCAGAACAAGUUUUCCGUCAAAACGCUCCUCGAUUGGCUCAAUUGAAGAAACAAUUUGAUCCACAAAAUGUCAUGGGUCUCACUACAUACUUUUCCUUUACUUGAACAAUAAUGUAUAUCAUACAGCAUAAUGGAAACCUAAUCACACCAAUCA